Messenger RNA from Fusarium sp. VM40, 1959 nucleotides. The record is from the annotation of a GenBank genome assembly. Lineage: Eukaryota; Fungi; Ascomycota; Sordariomycetes; Hypocreales; Nectriaceae.
AUGUCGUUCAUUCCCUCUACGCGACGCCGAAGGCCGCAGGAAUUUACCCUGCCAAAUGGCAAAAAGGUGAUUGCUUCCCUACCCGAAGAUAUCGACUCGCUUCGUGAACAACAUGGCAAUCGGAGUGGUGUUCAAGUAGAAGUCGUUAUUCAUGGAUCGCCAGAGCAUUGCGACUAUCUCAAAGAGACCCGAGAUCACCAUGAAAGUCGCCGUGCUCAUUUUCGACAACACCACGGUCCUGCCUUUGAAGAGUGGGAAGACACAAAAAGUCAACUCGAUCUAGUCAACAGUCAUCUAGAGCGACUCUCUACCAACUCAAGCGCCUUGAAUGCCAAUUUCGAUAAGUUUGGCUAUGGUGCUGAUUUGCGGACUUACGACGAUGAUGACCCUUCACCUGACGCCGAUCCUUCCAGCAUGUCCACGGCUGAUACUUUAUCAAUUGGUUCCAGCGUGGGUCAGCCUCGACUGGGCGAAACUAUCAAGCUCUUCAAGAAGCCAGUUGUGAAGCAAUGGUUCCAUAAAGGCCUGCUGUGGCGUGCUUCAGAAAACACUGAGAUCAUGGCCAUUGAGCUCUUCUUUGAUCUUCUCUAUGUCGGUAUAAUCCACGUCAACGGUGAACAUGUUUGGGCAGAGCCCACUGGUAAGGAGCUACUACGUUUUGCAGUCACGUUCAUCAUGUCCUGGAAGAUUUGGUCCGAUAUCACCCUGACCUUGAGUUGGUUUGAGACCGACGAUGUCUUGACACGACUAGAGAUUCUGUUUGAGAUUGCAUGUCUAUUAGGGUUCUCCACCAACAUGACAUAUGCGUUUUACGAGGGCGAGCACAACACUUACACAAUGCUUGUGUCGUUCUAUCUUGCUGCUCGAUUCAGAGGUGUUGUUCAUUUCCUGACAACCGGUUACCUUCUACCCAUGGUCCGAGGCGUCAUGUUCUGUCAAGCUCUGAAUACUUUAAUUCCUGCAGCUAUAUGGAUCGCCAGUAUUCAUGCACAGAUGCCAUCUCGCCUGGCACUCAUAUGGAUCGCCAUCGUCUUGGACAUAUGCGGUCAGAGCAUCCUGACUGGCCUAUUCCAAUAUGGUCGAACAGCUAGACAUAGCAAAAGGCUUUCCAAGUUCCUCACCGGCGUUUUUGAGUUCUUCCCUGCCAUCAACAUUGAACAUAGAGUAGAGCGAACCAAUGCGUUUGUGUCUUUGGUGUUCGGAUACUCUGUCAUGGGGCCUAUGUUUCAAAGCCACGGAGGUUAUACUGUCGAUGUCUUCCUAGGCAAGGCUGUUCUUGGGCUUUGUCAAGCAUUUGUCUUUAACUGGAUCUAUUUUGAUGUGGAUGGCAGCAAUAUUGACAUACAUGCUAUUCGGCGCUCCGUGAUAUCGUCUUCCAUAUGGCAUUACGCUCAUCUUCCAUUCAUCAUGGGUUACAUUCUUGCGUCUGCUGGGUUGUCUAAGCUUGUCCUCACGGCUGAUACUCCGAACGCUAAUCCUGAGCACUUGACGGACCACUAUAUCGAACGUGCGGAGCCCGAAAUCGCCGAUGGUAUCCGUUAUUUCUACUGCCAUGGACUCGCUAUUGCUCUUCUCUUUAUGGGGGUCAUUUCAGCAACUCAUAAUCACCGCCACCCAGCAACUCGGCGCUUGUCCAAAAAGACUCGAUUGGCAAACCGCCUACUUGUCUGUAUCAUUUUAUUUUGCCUACCGGUAGCCAAGAGCCUCAAUUCUCUGAAUCUCAUUUCCAUCACGCUGGCUCUCACCUUGUGGGUAUUGCUGCUGGACUUGUUUGGUAAAUCGUGCCGCAAUGACCCCUUCAUUGGUGAGAAACAGGGAUGUUCUGUGCGGUACAAAUGCAAGUGCAGUAAGAAGGAUCUUGAGAAGGCGAAUUUGGAUGAGAAGCAACAGAUUCCUUCAACCGAAGUACUCGAGUUAGGGCCGAGAGAGAAAACUGCGGUUGCUGAUGUGCAAAACUGA